This is a messenger RNA of Phycodurus eques (leafy seadragon), 6078 nucleotides long. It is a transcript of the gene six5, whose product is annotated as SIX homeobox 5. The transcript is spliced from 3 exons. Gene Ontology annotation, biological process: regulation of transcription by RNA polymerase II. NCBI's taxonomy places the organism in Eukaryota, Metazoa, Chordata, Actinopteri, Syngnathiformes, Syngnathidae. The record is from RefSeq and is a predicted model, not a curated record. Gene Ontology annotation, molecular function: RNA polymerase II cis-regulatory region sequence-specific DNA binding; DNA-binding transcription factor activity, RNA polymerase II-specific. Gene Ontology annotation, cellular component: transcription regulator complex; nucleus. The coding region runs from base 11 to 2833 and encodes 940 amino acids.
CAAGUCAAAAAUGGCUUCCUUGUCUCUGGAGCCCACAGAACAAUCCGACAAUAGCGCAGAGGAGCCCACCGCUGCGGAAGACGAGAAAGACGCGGAGCAAGUCGCCGAACGCCUGCUCCAAACUUUCCAGCUGUCCGCGGUGAGUUUUUCCACGGAGCAGGUCUCGUGUCUGUGCGAGGCCCUCCUGCAGGCGGGCAAUGUGGAUCGCCUGUGGAGAUUCCUCUCCACCAUCCAUCCGUCGUCCGAGCUGCUACGUGGCAACGAGACCCUGCUCAAGGCCCAGGCUGUGGUGGCGUUCCACAAGGAGCGCUUCAAGGAGCUCUACGCUUUGCUGGAGAGCCACGACUUCCAACCGUCCAACCACGUCUUCCUGCAGGACCUCUACCUGAGGGCUCGCUACAAGGAGGCGGAGAGGUCCCGCGGCCGCAGCCUGGGCGCCGUGGACAAGUACCGGCUCAGGAAGAAGUUCCCCCUGCCCAAGACCAUCUGGGACGGCGAGGAGACGGUGUACUGCUUCAAGGAGAAGUCGCGCAACGCCCUCAAGGAGUGCUACAAGAGCAACAGGUACCCCACGCCGGACGAGAAGAAGAACCUGGCCAAAGUCACCGGGCUGUCCCUCACGCAGGUCAGCAACUGGUUCAAGAACCGCAGGCAGAGGGACCGGACCCCGCCCGGGACGCGCUGCAAAAGCGAGUCUGAUGGAAACCACAGCAGCGAGGAUGAGAUGAGCACCAUGGACGACACCCCGGACAAAGUGGACGAGCCUGCUGCCUCCAAGGCAUCCAUCAUCUCGCUCUCAGCAGUCAACUGCGCCUCGGGAAGUCAGCUCAUUGUCAAUGGUUCGGGCGGCUUUCUCACGGCUUCCCAACCGUUACUGCUCAACGGCAAUUCCCUCAUCUCCGGUACCGGCGCUGGUGUCAUCAUCAAUGGGCUGAGCUUGGGGGAAUGCCAGAAAGUCAGCCUGAGUCAGAUGGCCAGCUCGCCUUUGAUUCUGAACGGGGCUCAGGUUCUCGCCAAACAAGAGGGUCCGCAGCAAGCAGUUUCCUUGGCAGACCAGCAGGUUUCUCCCAUGGUUUCAAAGCCAAACAGUCUUCCAGGAGAUGUCCUCAGCACUAACACCUCACCGGUCUCUAACCCAACAUCAGUCAUCACUCUUCCCAUGCAAGCCAAGAGCCAAAGUAGCAAUGCGAUGGAUUUCAUCACUGUGCCCGAAGACAUUAUAAAACAAGAAAGCAGCCAGACAGCGUGCAUCUCUUCGUCCUUGUCUCCCUCUCCGCCGACUCUGUCGCCAACAAGCCUUCCUUCCCUGGUCCUUACACAAACCUCCCAGUGCCAGGAGGCCAUCGUCCAACCAUCCGCAGCCUUGCCCAUCUCCAGCUCUGCCUUGUCCCUCCCAAGUCAGCAAGGGGACUAUGUCGUUUUUGCCAGUUCGGCCCCUCAACUAAACCCUCCUAGCACGCUGGUCAACUCCAAUCACUCAAACCCUCAGGUGUUCUCCUUGCCCCAGGUUGUGCCUUCCAUCCAGGGUAUACCAGUAUCCCAGCUCGUUCAGCACUCCUCUGUAGCACAUGUGUCCCAAUGUCCUCAGCUAGUCCCGGUUUCCCCCCUCACGUCACCAACCAUCAACUUCCAAAGCCUUCCGACAAUGAGCAGACAGCCAGAUGCUUCUACACGGUUGGCUGAUGGUGCCACAAAUAUCGUGUCUAUCUCGCAGGUACCCAGUACUCCUCUGCCACAGCAAGUGACGCACCAAAUGGGGACCCAAACCAUCAACUGCUCGCCCGCUAAACUCCAGAAGCCACAGAUCAUGGCAAUCUCCUCACCAACACGAGUGGUUCCAGUACCUCAGGCGAAAACCACCGUACCACCUCAGUUAGUUCCCCUUUCUCUGCCCCAACUGGUGCCAGUCUCGUCCAUCCAGACGUCCUCUGCCAUCUCGUUCCCCCAGGUGGUUCCUGCCAGUCCCCCUCUGUCCAUGACCUCAGCCGGAGUUCCCUUGCAGAUUCUGGCUUCAGCGCCUGGCGGGAUCAAUCAAAGUCCUCUCAGGAUAAACCAACUAAGACCUAUUCACAGUGUAGCCCCCCCAACCAGUGUGACACCUGGUAUGCAUCUGCUCAACUCUGGGAUCAUUCAGCUAUCUUCUGCACCUCAAGGUAACCUUCUCCUGGGUGGAAGCCCCUACUUGAGUGUCCAGCAAGGGAAGCUGAUUCUGACCAUUCCGGCUGGCUUCCAACUCACCAGUUUGCCUCUGAAACCAGUUCCUGAUACAUCCCCUCAUCCUGCCAAUGGGGUGAGCCUUGGUCUCACCCCAUCAAACGUCCCUGUAACGUCCCAACUUUCGACCACCCCGGACCAGCCCACCAACGUCCUCGGAACACCUCCGCUGAACUUCCUCAAUCUGCCUGCUCCGUACUACACCACGGAGACUGAGAGCGCAACCACCCAGAGACCCCCUGUUUCCUCACUGAUCGCGCUGGACCCGUCAGUCGCCCCCACCACGCCAAACGCGCUCUCCCCGGAGCGCAUGCUCACCCUCAGUCCUAUGUAUGGAGGGGGGGUGACGCCCAACAUCCAGUUGUCCCAGCCGGCCUGGAGCCCGCUGCCCCUUUCCACCUCGGCCGGUCUUACUCUUUUUGAUGGGCGAGGGAAGGGAGAGCUAUCUGGAGAGCCAACUUUGUUGGGUCUACCGGGUGGGGAGGCCCUGCUUUUGGGGAGCCCCUCUACAGAGCAGGACACCAGCUCCCUACUCGGCCAUGCGGAAGAAAUAGAUGGGGAUGCUAAGAUUCUGACUCAGCUUCAAUCGGUCCCCGUGGAUGAUGAGCUGGGCUUGUAGACUUGUUUACCUGCCACUUCUGGGGGAAAAAGAUCACACCGCAGCAAAAACAAUGAAACAUGCCAUAUGGUGCCUAUUAGUUUAUGUUCUUGACCUGUUCACUCGAGUACGACCAUCACAGCCUCGCCUGGCACUUAGGAGAGGAAUCUUCUGCAGCUUUAAUAGACAGCAUGGGGCAUCCAUCCAUCCAUCCAUCCAUCCAUCCAUUCAUUUUCUACCGCUUGACUUUGGGCUAAAGGGAGACUGCACGCUGGAGUGACCGCCAGUCGAUCACAGGACACAUCGAGACAGACAAGCAUUUACAUUUACCUGCACCUAGUCAGUGAACGUCAAGUCAUACCAUGCUAGCUAUGCCAAAGUCAACAGGCUAAUGUUGACGGUAGGUUCUGGAGUUUCUGGAGCAGUGCUUUUCAACUCCCCUUAGACAACAAAAUUGACCACCCACGAUAUACACACUCUAAAUUGAUUACAGGUAUUAUGGUUAUUUUUUUAUCUCAAAAAUAAGCUUUUAGAAUCUUUUUAAAAAUCACUAGAUCACUGUCAAUGCAACAUUUUCCCCACAGUCACACUGAAAUUGUAGGUGAAUCAACACUUUUGAACAUUAAAGACAAAUAACAUUUAAAAAAAUUAACCCAACGAGGAUAAUUUCAUUUUAGCAACAAAUUAUUUGAAGAAGUUUGGGAAACCUCAUGUCACAGACUUUUGUUUUUAACAGUGUCACAGCGAUUCUUUCACAAAUAUGCAAUUUGCGUAGUUAGUAAAAGCAUCUCAUUUUAGCAACAGAUCAAUCGAAAGGCUUGCAAAAUUUCACGGCAAAUCAUUUUGCCUAAUCAGUGGUUCUGAUAAUAAUCCUAAUAAUUCAUGACUGCUCAAUUUGCUGCUUUCUGUAAUACUGCAUUUUAGGACCACAAUUGGAAAUCAUUGCAAGACUUGUGGGAAAUGUCAAGUCAGAUGUAUUUAUUUAUUUAUUUUUCUCAUCAGUGCUUCUGAUUCCAAAAUAACCGACUACACAUUUUUGCUGCUUUGUGUAAUACCAUCUCACUUUAGCCAAUUUAUCAGAUCAAACCAACGCAAGACAUUGUGUAAUUUUAAGUCUGUCAAGGUGAUUCUGAAACCAAAAUAAUUUGACUGCUAAAUGUGCGUCUUUUCAUAACACUAUGAUUUUAGGAGGUUCACCCAUUCAUUGGAACCACUGUAAGACGAGUGAAAUUUCUUAAACGUAUCACAGUGGUUCUGACACCAAAAUGAUUCAUCAAACCCAACCCAUCUUGCUGCUUUUCGUAAUACCGUCUCAUUUUAGCAAGACAAUUAAAAUCAUUGCUAGUAAGAAUUUUUCAAAACAUCACAGCGAGUCUGACGCAAAAUCAAUACAAGCCUUGCACAUAGUGCUACAUUUUGCAAUACUAUCUUAUUUUAACGAUGCAUUCACAAAAAUCAUUGCAAGAUGUUUGUGAAAUUUCAUUUUUUGUGACUUCACGAUAUUCUGAUACCAAAAUAGUUCAUGACUGCUCCAUUUGCUGCUUUUCAUCUCAUUUUAGAACCACAGUAAUUGAGAUCAUAUCAGUGAGACAUUUCAAAAACGUAUAGAUACUAUAUAUGGUAUUUGGACACCAAAAUAAUUAAUUACUGCGGACCUUACUGUUUUUCCAUAACAGAGCAGCAUCCCAUGCUAGCCACUCAUUAAAGGCAUCGCAAUGAUGUUGAUGAAAUUUCACACCAGAGAAUUUACUUAAACAUGUCACAGUGGUUCUAACGCCAUAAUAGUUCAUUACCACGCACCUUACAGCUUUUUGUAAUACUGAUUCAUUUUAGGACUACUUUAAUUGAAAAUCAUUGCAAGUCAGAAUUGUCGGUUCUGACACAGGUCACAGUAGUUCUGGAACCGUAAAUCAUUACCACACACCUUUUCGUACUUUUUGGAAAACUGUCUCGUUUAUAUUCAAGAUAUUCAAAUCAUUUCAAGACCGUCAAAUUUCAAGUCAGAGAAUUUUCUUAAACAUAUCACAGUGGUUCUGACACCAAAAUAAUUACCACGCAUCUUGCUGUCUAAUUUUAGCAACACAUGAACUAAAAAAAAGUCGUUGCAAACAUGAUGGUGAAAUUUCAAUAAUUUAAUUUCCAACCAAAGAAUGUUUGUUCUUUAUUGUUUAUUUUUCAAGCUGUUGCGCCUCCCCUGAAGUCCUCUGGCAUCUCACAUUCUGAAAACCUGUUCAAAGAAACUGGAUCCAGAUUGGAUCAUUGGACGAUACCGCGCAAGAAAUGAUCAUGACCUCGUUUAUUCUCGCAGCUGGUGCGAAUGUUUCGCUCCGCUUGCACUGUGGAUGUGUAUGGCUUUUGGUUGGCAGUGCGGUCAAAGUUAGUUUUGGAGGCAACACAGUAAACUAUUCACCAGACCAUCUGGGAAAGGCACAGGUCUUGAAAUAGUUGGGUGUUGGCUGACAUGUCCAAAAAUGUUUGUAUUUUUUUCCCCAUAUUGUUUGAUGUUCUACUAACAAGGAGUCCACAUUUUUAUGUGAAACACUAUACUGUAUGUUAAAGCUUCUAAGGACGUCCAGUUGUAUUUUAUCACUUGCCUUUACCACUUAAACGAGACAACUGCCCUCCAUUUUUAACAAUAUUAACUAUGCAAUAUUUACGCUUAUAGGACACUAAAGUGUUUCAAGUUGGGAAACACUUGGGAGCGCAAUGAAAGCUUUACAUUUCUGAACUUGACAUCAUGAUGCUGCAUGAUACUAAAAGACAACGAUAAGUGCCUUAUAUUAAAGCUUACAUUUUGAAUAAAAUGUUUUGACAUGUCUGCAUCCGAACGGGACUUGUUAGAAUACACACUCGUUCAUGUAUAGUUUUCAUUUCUGGUAAAAAUGUGUUUUAUUUUGAGUUUUCUUUGUAUAUUUUGCACAUUUCACCCAUACAAUGUUUACACCGUGUUGCUAUAACAAUGUCGGGACUCGUGAUCAGUUUGGACUUUAUAAUUGCAGAAAAGCUUAACUCUUUGCUUUAAUUCUAGUCUGAAAUUGUCAUGUGAACCUUCCACAGUCAGCGGUGAAACCAGUUUUGGCCAUUUAUGGUACACAAAAAAAACACAUGCAAGGGUUGUGUUGUGUUAUACGGAAGCGUAUUGCAUUCACUUGGAUUAAAAUAACAAAAAAAGGGGGCUUUGUUUUUUUGAAUAUUUUUUUCUGAGUAUUUUUUUGUUUUUCUGACUAAUUGUUUUUCUCAGUUUUUCUGUCUAAUCCCCCCCCCCC